AUGGAUCUGGAGGCUGCCAAGGUUGCUUGGGUUGGAAGGAGAGUUCUUGUUACUGCUGCUUCUGGUAGUGUGGGUAUUUGGCUUUGUGCAGUUGGUUACUCUACUUGGUGCGGAGGUAGUUGGGACGUGUGGUGCUCGGACUGUGGAGCUUGUCAGAUCGCUUGGUGCGAAGGAGGGGCUUAA
Messenger RNA from Penicillium digitatum Pd1, 183 nucleotides. The record is from RefSeq and is a predicted model, not a curated record. NCBI's taxonomy places the organism in Eukaryota, Fungi, Ascomycota, Eurotiomycetes, Eurotiales, Aspergillaceae.